AUGCGUACCGUUGUUCUACUCGCUCUCGUUGCACCACUGGCAACGUGCACCAUCCUGAACAUUCAAGGAUCAUGCGCCGACAGCGAUAUUGGCCCUGUUUGCGUUGUUACCAAGAGUGUAGCCAACCCAGCCACAAUCUGCAAUGGCAAGGCCGGGACGUAUUGUUCCUUAGCAUCGUAUUGUGUCAGAACUCCCAGAGGCCCAGCUCAUGAGUAG
Fusarium proliferatum ET1 is the source of this 216-nucleotide messenger RNA. RefSeq lists its product as uncharacterized. The coding region runs from base 1 to 216 and encodes 71 amino acids. The record is from RefSeq and is a predicted model, not a curated record. NCBI's taxonomy places the organism in Eukaryota, Fungi, Ascomycota, Sordariomycetes, Hypocreales, Nectriaceae. The transcript is spliced from 3 exons.